GGGGGGCCGGGGCGCGGGCCGGGGGCCGCCUGUAGCCGGCACCGAGGGCGCGGGCCCGGGAUGAGGGCGCCCGCGGCGGGGAGCCCGUCUGCGCGCGGCGCCGUCCCGCCCAGCGAGCGAGCCCGAGCGGGCACACGCGCGGCCGGCGGUCUGGGGGCGCGCCGCCUCCCGGCUCCCAAGAUGUGAAGCGGGGAGAGCGGAGACGCAGAGACGCCCGGCCGGGCGCCCUCGCCGCCCCGGCAGCCGCGCUCCCCUUCCCCUUCCCCGCGGCCCCGCAGCGCAGCCCCGCGCCCCCGGCCCCGCCUCGCUCGGACUCGGCUUCGGCCGCAGCGGGUUCGCGGCCCGGACGCGGCGGGACAGGCCCGGGACGGGGCGCGCGGCCUCGCCUGGGCUCCUCGCUCCCCGCCGGACGGACGGUUUGAACGAUGAUCGCAGUCAACGCCGAGGGGAAGAUAAUGGUCAGGAGAUGCCUGGUCACCCUGAGACCGUUUCGGCUCUUCGUCCUGGGCAUCGGCUUCUUCUCGCUCUGCUUCCUGAUGACGUCGCUGGGCGGCCAGCUCUCCGCGCGGCGCCCGGGGGACUCCCCGUUCACCAUCCGCACAGAAGUGACGGGCGGGCUGGAGUCCCGCGGUGCCCUCCGCAAGAUGAGCGAGCUGCUGGAGCUGAUGGCGAAGCGCAUGGACGCGCUGGCCAGGCUGGAGAACAGCAGCGAGCUGCACCGCGCUCCCGGGCACGGGCACGGGCACUCGGCCCUGGACAGGCUGCCCCCGGGGGCCGGCCUCAUGGAGCGGAUCCAGGCCAUCGCGCAGAACGUCUCCGACAUCGCCGUGAAGGUGGACCAGAUCCUGCGCCACAGCCUGGUCCUGCACAGCAAGGUGUCUGAAGGCCGGCGGGACCAGUGUGAGGCGCCCAGUGACCCCAAGUUUCCUGACUGCUCGGGGAAGGUGGAGUGGAUGCGCGCCCGCUGGACGUCUGACCCCUGCUACGCCUUCUUCGGGGUGGACGGCACCGAGUGCUCCUUCCUCAUCUACCUCAGCGAGGUCGAGUGGUUCUGCCCCCCGCUGCCCUGGAGGAACCAGACGGCCACGCAGGCGGCCCCCAAGCCCCUCCCCAAGGCCCAGGCGGUUUUCCGGAGCGACCUGUCCCACCUCCUGGGCCUGAUGGGCAGCGGGAAGGAGUCUCUGAUCUUCAUGAAGAAACGGACCCGGCGGCUCACGGCCCAGUGGGCACUGGCUGCCCAGCGCCUGGCACGGAAGCUGGGGGGUGCCCAGAGGGACCAGAAGCAGAUCCUCGUCCACAUCGGCUUCCUGACGGAGGAGUCUGGGGACGUGUUCAGCCCGAGGGUGCUGAAGGGCGGGCCUCUGGGGGAGAUGGUGCAGUGGGCGGACAUCCUGGCCGCUCUCUACGUCCUGGGCCACGGCCUGCGGGUCACAGUGUCCCUGAAGGAGCUGCAGAGUAACUUAGGGGUGCCGCCGGGCCGCGGGAACUGCCCGCUCACCGUGCCCCUGCCCUUCGACCUCAUCUACACCGACUACCACGGCCUGCAGCAGAUGAGGCAGCACAUGGGGCUGUCCUUCAGGAAGUACCGGUGCCGGAUCCGGGUCAUCGACACCUUCGGGACGGAACCUGCGUACAACCACGAGGAGUACGCCACGCUGCACGGCUACCGGACCAACUGGGGCUACUGGAACCUCAACCCCAAGCAGUUCAUGACCAUGUUCCCUCACACCCCCGACAACUCCUUCAUGGGCUUCGUGUCCGAGGAGCUGAACGAGACGGAGAAGCAGCUCAUCAAGGCCGGCAAGGCCAGCAACAUGGCCGUGGUGUACGGCAAGGAGGCCAGCAUCUGGAAGCUCCAGGGGAAGGAGAAGGUCCUGAGCAUCCUGAGUGAGCACAUGGAGGUCCACGGCACCGUGUUCUACGAGAGCCAGCGGCCCCCCGAGGUCCCCGCCUUCGUCAAGAACCACGGCCUCUUGCCGCAGCCCGAGUUCCAGCAGCUGCUGCGCAAGGCGAAGCUCUUCAUCGGGUUCGGCUUCCCCUACGAGGGCCCCGCUCCCCUGGAGGCCAUUGCCAACGGCUGUGUCUUCCUGCAGUCCCGCUUCAGCCCGCCCCACAGCUCCCUCAACCAUGAGUUCUUCCGAGGCAAGCCCACCUCCAGGGAGGUGUUCUCGCAGCACCCGUACGCCGAGAGCUUCAUCGGCAGGCCCCACGUGUGGACCGUGGACUACAACAACUCGGAGGAGUUCGAGGCCGCCCUCAAGGCCAUCAUGAGGACCCAGGUAGACCCUUACCUGCCCUAUGAGUACACCUGUGAGGGGAUGCUGGAGCGAAUCCACGCCUACAUCCAGCACCAGGACUUCUGUGCAGCCCCAGGCCCCGCCCCAGCAGGGGCUGGAGUCCCGAAGAGCCCCUUGGUCCUGGCCCCCAAUGCCACCCACCUCGAAUGGGCCCGGAACUCCAGCCUGGCCCCCGGGGCCUGGCCCCCAGCGCACUCCCUCCGGGCCUGGCUGGCUGCCGCGGGCAGGGCCUGCACAGACGCCUGCCUGGACCGUGGGCUGGUCUGCGAGCCCUCCUUCUUCCCCUUCCUCAACAGCCAGGACGCCUUCCAGAAGCUGCAGGUGCCCUGCGACAGCACCGAGUGGGAGAUGAACCACCUGUACCCGGCCUUCGCCCAGCCCGGCCAGGAGUGCCUCCUGCAGAAGGAGCCGCUGCUCUUCAGCUGCGCGGGCGCCAGCGCCAAGUACCAACGGCUCUGCCCCUGCCGGGACUUCCGCAAGGGCCAGGUGGCCCUGUGCCGGGACUGCCUGUGAGGGCGCCGCAGCCCCCUGCGCCGAGAAGCACCAGCAGAUUCUGAGCUCCAGCGACACCGCCCCCCCCCCCCCAAGCUGGGCUUCCUCCCUCGGCCUGGAGUGGGCAGAGCAGGCGAGUGCCAGGCCUCAGGGGGGGGCGGCCCCUCCUCCUCAUCCAGGGGCUCAUGGCGGCAGCGAGGCCAACCGGCUGUGGGGCUGCCAGAGGGUCCCCGGCCAGGAGCAGGGGCAGGAGCCCCUCGCUGAGUGCAAGGCCAGACCUAACAGGUGGAGAGAGGGUCCUGGGCCCAGGACGGAGCCUCUCGCUGCACAAGGUCGGGAGCAGGGGUCCCGGGAGGGGCGUAGGCCUUGUCCCUGUGGAGGAGUUUGGGGUGUGGCCAGAAGGGGCAGGGGACUGGGGAGGCCAGGGGGAGGGACCCAGUCCUUGCCCCUCCCCUCUCCCACACCUGUCCCUGCUGCACGGGCCACCGUUGGAGGCGCAGGGACCCCUCGGGCGGGUGGAACAGCGUCCCCCUCCUGCUUGUUCUGUUCUCUUCAUUGGGGCUUCUCCUGAGCCACCCUGGCAUGACUGCCAUUCCGGCCCCGGCCUGUUCCCUACCCCCCCAGCCUCUGAGCACGGUGCUGGCCCCUUCCCAGCAUCCACUGCAGGCACAGGCUCAGACGGAGCUUCUGCCCAUCACACCCCUGGCCCAGGCCCUGGCUGCCCAGGCCCCCACCCAUCAGUGCUGUGUCCGUGUCCCUCCAGCUUCCAGCCAUCUCGGAUCACCUGUACACCCUGUGCAGCAUGCCUGCCCCGCCCAGGCCCCCAGAAACACUGCCACCCCAUCCUGUGUAUAACCCCCUCCCUCCCUGGGCCACCCGGCCGCCCUCCUGGGCUGCCCCGCCACCGGCCAUGGAGGUGGCCCGGGCCCUGAGAGUCGGGAGGAGCGGCCUCGGCUGCCGCAGGUGCCUCCCGUCCGGACCCUCUCCCAGCCCGGCCGCCCUGCAGCCGCAGACACUCCAGUCACCAAGGACCUGACCUUCGGGGGAAAGCAAUAGAGACUCUCUUCUCUCUCUUUUUUAAAGAUUUAUUUCUUGAAAUAAUAAAUAUUUUAUUGGGAUGUGAG
Messenger RNA from Myotis myotis, 3913 nucleotides. It is a transcript of the gene MGAT5B, whose product is annotated as alpha-1,6-mannosylglycoprotein 6-beta-N-acetylglucosaminyltransferase B. Gene Ontology annotation, cellular component: Golgi apparatus. The transcript has 18 exons. The record is from RefSeq and is a predicted model, not a curated record. The coding region runs from base 426 to 2810 and encodes 794 amino acids. Gene Ontology annotation, biological process: protein N-linked glycosylation. Lineage: Eukaryota; Metazoa; Chordata; Mammalia; Chiroptera; Vespertilionidae. Gene Ontology annotation, molecular function: alpha-1,6-mannosylglycoprotein 6-beta-N-acetylglucosaminyltransferase activity.